AUGUCUGGCAUUCAACAACUGUUAACAACACCAGUCAUUGACUAUCAGGAUGAGCUAGAGCUUCCAAUUGAUUGUGAAAAUGUUGUUCUUUGCGAUGACAAUGUAUUGUUGUUGAUCAAAGAUAGUACUGUAACUGUUUAUCAUGGCCUUUUAGUCAGUCGUGUUUUGAAAUUUGAUGACGAUAUAAUCAGAGCGUGUGUCACUUCAUUUCUUAUAAAGGAUGAACCUACUCAAAUAAUGGCAAUCUGUUUCAAAAAGUAUAUAAACUUUUACUAUCCUAAUGGGAAAUUAUACACUUUGCAUCUACCUUUUGAUGUUGUAUUGGUCAAGGACUACGAUAGGGGGUUAGUCUUGCAAACGCGAACGGAGCUUUAUUUAAUCAACAGGGAUCUUGGUUUGAAAUUUGUUGAUACAGAUACAAAUAGUUCCUUUCACAAUUAUGAAUAUGUGACAACAUUUGAUCAACGAGAUACAGGUAUUUCGUUAUGCACUACAUUUGUUGAUGGUGAAAUCAAUGUAUACCAAGUGAAAAACUCAAGCAGAAACCUAAAAUUUAAUUCUAAACCAUCUAGCAAGCUGCAAAAGAAAAAGCAUUACUCAAUUUCGACUUCAUCAAGCAAAUACACAGAACCGAAACUAAGUCAGAUCUUUAUACUGGAAAAUCGAACAAGCACUUUAUUAUCUGAUGCAAGGAUAUCGAAUCCCGAGCAGCCACCGAUUUCCAGUUUGCGCAAGGACGUCAUCUUGUCUAAGAUUGAAACUGUUGAAAACAAACUUAGCCGAAACCAUGUCAAGAUAUUCAGUAUACCCUUUGACAAUCAAGAAGGGGUUGUUGUGGUCAACAAAUUGAAGCAAGAGUUGCACGUUUACAGCUACAAUUCUUAUUCAAAGUCUCUGUCUAUUUACAAGUGCCUGUGCCUAGAUUGCAUUCCUUUCAACUCCACUUUUGAAGGCAACUUAAUUGUUUUGACGGAUGAUGGUUUAUUCAUUGUUAAUCCGUUCCUUGAAUUGCGUACAGGAUGCAACACAAAUCUACCUGUAUGCAUGCUAAUAAGCUCGAAUGAUGGCAAAGUUGCUCUUCGAUUGAAGGACGAUUCAAUUCGGUUGGUGAAAAUCAUAUUGGAUCCAGUGUCUGAUUUGAUCCUGGCGUGUUUGAGAUGCUUCAAAUACUUGUCGGGAUCAACUGUAAAUCAAAUUUUGUGGCUGCUUUGGCGAACCGCUUAUAACAAUUGUGGAUCAGAGUGGAACGCAUUAGUUGUGGCCUUAUUGUCGUUGACUUUCCCCUUUCUGGACACUCUUCAAUUUACUCCAAAUGAAGUCACGAACCUCUUACCCCAAGCCAAAAUUCUUCGUGAAAAUGCACAUGUUAACUACAAUUUACAGGAUUUGAUACCAUACAUUGUUGUAUCGUUGCACCUACUUCGCGAAGAAUACAGGUUGGAUGUUACCAAGAAGCACUACUUGAACAUGCUUGGCACUUUAUUGUGUCAGUUGACUAUUUGGAUGGGCUGGCCCGACACUUGGGUCAACUACUACAAUGUUUCUUGCAACCUUGAUAAGUCGGUCAAAUUCCUCCUGCUUCAAAUUGUUCCAUUUCCUCCAAACUUAUUUGAAUCCUUGGCCAGCUUAUUCACUGACAACAUUGUGCAGUAUUUAUCAUUCUCGCAAUUGGUUGAAGAGAGCGACUCAGUAGACGCCAUUGUUACACCUGUGACGAAUGUUGUUUUGAAGCUUUUCGAGGUGCUUGUGUCUUUACAGUAUGGACCGGCACACUUGGUUGAUAUGAUGAGUGAUCUUGGUGUUACUUCUCUUGAAACAUUUCCCUUGGGUGUGUCUAUACCUUUGAAAGAGGCGUUGCUGGUCUCUCAAGAGCAACCAAAUUUUGAAUGGACGUCUGACGCGCUUUUGCUAACUGGGCGUGAGGAUUUGAGUAAAUUAUUAUCAAAUGGUCUUUACAGUGACACGCCGAUUGAAAAACCAAUCAGUGACAAUAUUGCGUCAUUGACACAUGAUCUUGCUUCAAAUGAAGCUGUCUCAUCGUGGGAUGAUCAAUCAGAAGCUAAACGGUUAGGCAUCACCAAAUUGAUAUUUGAUCAUGAUCGAAGGUAUUUCGAAAUAACAACUUUGUUACAUCAAACAAAGAUGCAAACUGCCUUUUUAAAAACCAAUGACUCUAUAAGUGAGUAUGAUCUUCUUUUGCUUCAAAGAAAACUAGCUAGUAUUGUUGCAGUGCGAACUUUGACAAUACCCAUGGGUCGAGCUGCACUAAACUAUGGCGGUCGGAAACCGUUAUUGACAGAAAAAUACCCUAUUCCGAAAUUCAAUUUGAACACAUUGAUUUCACCAACAAUGACCACCAUAAUCCCUUCUGAGGAUAGCAUUUCUCAGAAUCUACUAGAGUGGGGUCAUUUCCAUAACGGUGUAUCCUCCGGCUUGAGUAUUGCAAAAGACUCAAAGGGAAUUUCAGGUAGUUGGAUUAUAUUCAAUAAACCCCCGGAUUUGAAUUCACAACAUGCAGGCUUCUUAUUUGGGUUAGGAUUGAAUGGUCACUUGAAGAAGCUCGAAGAAUGGCACAUCUAUAAUUACUUGGGCCCGAAACAUCCCUUAACCAGCGUUGGAUUGCUUAUUGGUAUGGCGGCUAGUUUACGCGGUACAAUGGAUAAUAAGUUGACCAAAGUUUUAUCUGUUCAUGCUGUUGCAUUGUUACCACAAGGUGCCAACGAUUUAAAUGUACCCAUAACGGUGCAAACAGCUGGACUCAUUGGUAUAGGUCUACUCUAUUUGGAGACACAACACCGAAGGAUGAGCGAGAUUUUGCUUUCGCAGAUUACCGGUUCAGUUUUCCAAAAUGACGUGGAGCAAGUUCAUGAAGGAUACAGAUUAGCUUCGGGGGUAGCGUUGGGGUUUGUUAACCUAGGUAAGGGUGAUGAUUUGAAGGGACUUAAUGAUACACAUGUUGUAGAUAGAUUGAAAGCUUUGGCUACUUUUAUGAAGAACGAUCAACCGGGUUUAGAAUUGGAUAAGUCAUGUUGCGGUGCAAUUAUAGCCUUGUGUUUGAUAUAUCUCAAGACGGAGAAUGCAAAUGUAGCUGACAAAUUGAGUGUUCCUGAAUCCGAACAAGUAUUGGAUUACAUCAGACCAGAUUUACUAUUUCUUCGAUGUAUGGCCACAAACUUGAUAACUUGGAGUACAAUUGGGUCUACACGUGAAUGGAUUGAAUCGCAAGUGCCCACGACGGUGUUGAGUGAAUUCAACAAGAGUGAUGGGUUCAACAGGCUAGAUAGUGAUGAGUUGAUUUUUUUCAACGUUUUGGGUGGUGCAUGUUUGGCAAUGGCGUUAAAGUAUGCGUCGUCAUCUAAUAUAGAAGCAAGAGAUUCCGUUUUGUAUUAUCUUGAUAAGUUGAUGUUGUUGACAGCCAAGCCAGCGACAAAUUACGAUGAGAAGCUUACUUAUAAUACUGCUAUCAAUAUUCAAAACAUUUUGGCAUUAUGUGCAUCAUUGAUUAUGGCGGCAAGUGGUGAUUUAAAAGUCUUUCAAAGAUUACGAGUAUUACAUAAUGAUACUAGUAAAUCGAUGGGAUAUGGUGGGUUCAUGGCAAUAAACACAGCGUUGGGCUUCCUAUUUCUUGGCGGUGGACAGAUGGCAUUUGAUGACUCAUUGUUUGGUAUUGCUAGUUUAAUCACUAGUUUGUACCCGAUAUUUCCAAAAGAGAACAGUGAAUAUGAGGUUCAUCUACAAGCAUUGAGGCAUUUUUGGGCAUUGGCUAUUGUUCCACGAUGUUUGGUGGUCAAGGAGGUAGGUACCAAUGAGCCAUACAAAAUUCCAAUAACCAUAACCAUGAGAGACGGUACAGUGAUUGAAAAAUUGUCACCAUGCUUACUUCCCAAAAUCAAUGAUAUACAAACCAUAUCCACCAAUUCGAUUGAUUAUUUUGAAGUUGUGAUUGAUUGUCAAUUGAAAUCAGAAAUUUUGGAAAAUUUUGAAAAAUCAUUGACGAUUUAUGUUUACAAGAAACAAAAUUAUCAAUUGUUAAGACCAAGUGUUAGAUCAAUGUUGCAAAAUAAGCCUCGAAAUAUUGAAAUUGACCCUGAUUCAAUAUUGAAUUGCGAAUUAUUCAAACAGUUAGAUUUGAACGGUAAAGAGAUUUGGAUAAAUGAGUUCAGUUCCAAGAAGAAAGUGUCGUAUUCCGGAUUGACUAUUUUCAAUAUUAUUGAUGAUAAAUUGAGGUUGAUAAAAAGUGUUGAAUCGCCUGAUUCGAUUGAAGAUGUAUGGAAUUUAAGAUUAUUAUUUGGGUAUGCCAAUAUGUGUAUUCAUAAUGAUGAUUUACAUUAUAUUCCUUUGCAAUUUAUCAACCAAUUGAAGCAAAAGUUGUGGAACAAAGUUGCAUAG
Messenger RNA from Lodderomyces parapsilosis, 4389 nucleotides. RefSeq names its product anaphase promoting complex subunit 1 (gene APC1). Bases 1 to 4389 code for a protein of 1462 amino acids. Gene Ontology annotation, biological process: metaphase/anaphase transition of mitotic cell cycle; protein K11-linked ubiquitination; anaphase-promoting complex-dependent catabolic process. Gene Ontology annotation, cellular component: anaphase-promoting complex. Gene Ontology annotation, molecular function: molecular adaptor activity. The transcript has a single exon. The record is from RefSeq and is a predicted model, not a curated record. NCBI's taxonomy places the organism in Eukaryota, Fungi, Ascomycota, Pichiomycetes, Serinales, Debaryomycetaceae.